Molecule: messenger RNA, 930 nt
Organism: Dracunculus medinensis (Guinea worm)
Lineage: Eukaryota; Metazoa; Nematoda; Chromadorea; Rhabditida; Dracunculidae
Source: the annotation of a GenBank genome assembly
AUGUCACAAUUUACAAAUAUAAUUGGUGGUUCAGUAAAGCUGAACACAAAUUAUUAUUUACCGAUGAUUGGUCUCGGAACUUAUAAGAUAACGGGGCAGGAAACGAUAACGGCCGCCGUUGAUGGCGCGCUUAAAUCCGGUUAUCGAAUGUUUGACACGGCGAAAUAUUAUAAGAAUGAACCAGAAUUGGGCAACGCUUUCAUGGAACUUUUGCCGAAAUACAGUCUUGAACGAAAGGAUAUUUUCAUCACAACGAAAUUUUUUCCAGCUGUUUCGAAUAAUAGAGAUUUCGCUCGAAAAAUGGUCGACGAAUCGCUUCAAAAUUUAAAAACCGACUAUCUGGAUUUGGUCCUGAUACAUUAUCCUAAGGCCAAUGAUAGUGCAGAUGAUGAUCCGAACAAUUCGAUCAAUCGUAAAGAUGCUUAUCUCGAACUGGAAAUCCUUAAAGAGGAAAGCAAAGUCCGGUCUGUCGGUGUAUCAAACUAUGAAAGUAGACAUAUUGAGGAAAUUAAAAGUUAUGGUAAAAUGAUGCCAGCAGUAAAUCAAGUGGAAUUCCAUCCACAUUUUACUCGGAAUGAACUUUUUCAAUAUUGUCGAACUGAAGGAGUUUUUUUCCAGGCACUUCGAUUCUUUAAUUCUGCCAUAUUAAUAACAAAUUUUAUCAUUUCUUGUAUUGCAUAUUCUUCAUUGGCGCGCCAUCAUCCCGAUUUAAUUGGCGACCCAGUUAUACAAAAAAUUGCUUCGUUACUUUUGUUGGCGUGGCCUCUCGCAAUUGGUGUUGGAAUUGUUCCAAAGUCACAGAAUCCUUCAAGGGUCAUGGAAAAUAUUAAGGCUGUCGAAGUAAGAUUAUCAGAUGAAGAAGUACAGGAAAUUAUGGCUUUGAAUAAGGAUAAAAAUUAUAUACGAUGCGUAGGAUGGCUCGUUCUUUAA